This is a messenger RNA of Closterium sp. Naga37s-1, 4182 nucleotides long. NCBI's taxonomy places the organism in Eukaryota, Viridiplantae, Streptophyta, Zygnematophyceae, Desmidiales, Closteriaceae. The record is from the annotation of a GenBank genome assembly.
AUGUAUGCAUUGUCUACUAGUGCUGAGGGUGCCUGUCACGUGUGUCUGCCGCCUGACCUCGGUAUCCAGUCUGCUGCUCUAGGUGCUGGUGAGGCUGCUGCUCUAGGUGCUUAUACGUCUCCUGCUCCAGGUGCUGGUGAGGCUGCUGCUCUAGGCGCUGGUGAGUCUACUGCUCCAGGUGCUGGUGAGUCUGCUCUCUCUGGUGCUGCACCUGCUGCGGUCUUAUACACUUUCACACUUGACUCUGGUGCUUCGCGCUCUUUCUUUAGAGACAGCACCACGCUCACGCCGCUCAGUCGGCCUGUUGCGGUCUCCCUUGCUGACCCCUCAGGGGGCCCAGUCCUUGCACACUCCUCUACAGUUUUACCGUGUCCUGCGGCCCCGUCGGGCUUGCUAUCGGGACUCCACCUCCCCUCGUUCUCUACGAACUUGGUGAGUGGAGCUGACCUCCAGGACGCGUGGGUUGACCAGUUCACCCCUGGAGGUCAGCGUGUGACUCACUGCACUUGCUCUCGGACAGGCCGCCACCUGGCCACGUUCACCCGUCGGCCAGGGUCGAGUCUGUACACACUGACUACUGCGCCUCCUCCGGUCUCUGCGUCUGGUCAGGUAGCUGCGUCUAGUCAGGUGUUUGCUGCCGCGUCCAGGUCUAGUCCUGUGUCUGCCCCUUGCUCGUGUCGUUCUCUGUUGCACGAGACUCUCGUUUGGCACUACCGUCUUGGUCACCCCUCCCUGCCUUGUCUUCGAGGUAUGGCCUCCCGUGCCCUUGUCUCUGGUCUCCCCAGGUCCCUCCCUCCUCUUCCUCCGGGGCCUGCCCCCACCUGUGUUCCUUGUGUCGAGGGUCGGCAGCGCGCCACUCCUCACUCCUCCUCGUUCCCUCCGACUGAGGCUCCUCUGCAGACUCUUCACAUGGACGUGUGGGGCCCAGCCCGCGUCCGUGGACAGGGUCAUGAGCGUUACUUCCUGCUGGUCGUUGACGACUACUCGCGUUACACCACAGUCUUCCCCUUGCGCAGCAAGGGUGAGGUCCCUGAGGUGUUGAUCGACUGGAUCCGCGGUGCUCGUCGCCAGCUCAGUGAGAGUUUCGGUUCAGACCUUCCUGUUCUGCGUCUGCACUCGGACAGAGGUGGGGAGUUUUCCUCCGACCUCCUGAGGGCCUUCUGUCGUUCGGAGGGCAUCCGCCAGACGUUCACGCUUCCGGCCUCCCCGCAGCAAAAUGGAAUUGCUGAGCGCCGCAUUGGCAUGGUCAUGGACGUCGCUCGUACGUCCAUGAUCCAUGCGGCUGCUCCCCAUUUUCUGUGGCCGUUCGCGGUUCAGUACGCUGCGCAUCAGAUCAACCUUCAGCCUCGUGUCUCCUUGCCGGAGACCACACCUACUCUGCGGUGGACGGGGAAGGUUGGCGAUGCGUCCGCGUUCCGUGUCUGGGGAUCUCGAGCUUUUGUCCGCGAUACUACAGCGGACAAGCUGUCCUCCCGUGCCGUUCCCUGUGUCUUCCUUGGCGUCCCUCCUGACGCACCCGGGUGGCAGUUCUACCACCCCACCUCGCGUCGUGUUCUGUCCUCUCAGGACGUCACGUUUGACGAGUCGGUGUCGUACUACCGUCUCUUUCCCUACCGCACUGCCUCUCCCCCCCCCCCCGCCACUCUUCCUGACCCUGCCGAGCCGGUCGAGGUAGCUGUCGACUCAGGUGCUGCUAGGGGUGCUGAGCCUGCGGGUGAGGGGACUGGGGGUGCUGAGACUGGGGGUGCUGAGUCUGGGGGUGCUGAGUCUGGGCGUGCUGAGCCUGGGGGUGCGGGGCCUGAGGGUACUGUGUUUGGAGGUGCUGAGCCUGCGCGUGCUGAGUCUGGAGGUGCUCUAGGUGUCCCGCCGCGGCGGGAGCCUCUCUCUCCACAGCAGCUUCGUGAGUGGUACUCUCGGCGCUGUCAGGGUGCUGCAAGAGCUACUGGAGGUGCUUCUGGUGCUUUUGGAGGUGCUGCUGGAGGUGCUGCUGGUGCUGGAGGUGCUGCUGGUGCUGGAGCUGCUAGAGGUGCUGCUGGUGCUGGAGCUGCUAGAGGUGCUGCUGGUGCUGGAGGUGCUGGAGCUGCUGGUGCUGCUGGAGCUACUGGAGGUGCUGGCGCUGCUGGAGGUGCUACUGGUGCUGGAGGUGCUGCUGGAGCUACUGGAGGUGCUGGAGCUGCUGGAGGCGGUGUUGGAGCUACGCGGCCGCGGCCGUACUACGUUCCGCUUCUUCAGCAGGUUCUUGGCUCCCCGCCUUCUCCUGGUCCUCCUCCUCCUUUCGUGAGUCCACCGCCUGUCCAGUCCCCGUCGCAGUUCCAGCCGGCCUCUCUGCUGCCUGGUCCUUCUCCUUACACUGGACCGACUAGAGGUCUUACGGAGCGUCGUGAGCCUGAGUCUCGUCCUGUGUCGCCUGCGUCUCGUUCUGCGUCGCCUGUCCGUACUGUUCGCGCUGGUCGUGUUUUGCGUCCGCGUCUUCCUCCUGUCCCAGGCACUCACUCUAUGACCCUGCGUCCUUCUACUGCUCCACAGCGUGUCCCUCUGCCGUCUCCUCCUGUGUCCUCUCCUCCUGACGGUCCGGACCCUGAGUCUGACUCCCUUCGUGUUGCUAGUCCAGCUGUCACGCGUUUCCUGGCUACUGCUGUCACUGACCCUUUGUUUGAGUCCACUGCUGCGUCUGCUCAUGUUACUGAGCUUGUUGACUUUGCUGCAGCCUGUCGCCUUGACUAUGCCGCUAGUCUUGUUGCUGAGUCUGUGUCUGUCUGUCCUCCGUCCGUCGGGGGUGAGUGUGCUCUUGGCACGGACGUUCUUGAGGACAGACAGGAGGAGUUUGAGUGCUUUGCCGCUGCUGUACCUCAUCUCGUGUCCAUGCUGCUUGCCACUGAGGAAGACCCGGAUGCACGAGACAUCCCGACCCCGCGCUCUUACGCAGAGGCGAUAGAGGGUCCCUACUCCUCUAAGUGGCAGACAGCCAUGGACGCCGAGAUGGCUUCCUGGAAGUCCACAGGCACCUACGUCGACGAGGUUCCCCCGCCUGGGGCGAACAUCGUCAGUGGCAUGUGGAUCUUCAGGGUGAAGCGGCCGCCGGGUUCUCCGCCUGUCUUCAAGGCGCGUUACGUUGCAUGUGGCUUCAGUCAGCGACAGGAAGUUGACUUCUUCCAUACCUUCUCCCCUACCCCAAAGAUGACCACUCUUCGGGUGCUGCUGCACGUCGCCGCUCAGCGUGACUACGAGCUCCACUCGCUUGACUUCAGCACAGCCUUCCUACAGGGCAGCCUGCACGAGGAGAUCUGGCUGCGCCGCCCACCUGGCUUCACUGGGUCGUUUCCAGCUGGUACCCAGUGGAGCCUCCGGCGGCCAGUCUACGGUCUCCGUCAGGCACCUCGUGAGUGGCACGACACACUCAGGAUGACUCUUGCUGCUCUUGGUUUUGCUCCUUCCACUUCUGACCCUUCUCCGUUCUUACGCACUGACACUACUCUGCCGCCGUUCUACGUUCUCGUGUACGUAGACGACCUCGUCUUUGCUACUGCUGACACUGAGGCACUCGCCCUCGUGAAGUCCGAGCUGCAGAAGAGACACACGUGCACAGACCGGGGUGAGCUGACAAGCUAUCUUGGCUUGCGGAUCACCCGGGACAGAGCACAGCGCACCAUUACCUUGACUCAGUCACACAUGGUGCAGCAGGUCCUUCAGCGCUUCGGCUUCACGUACUCCUCGCCACAGUCCACUCCUCUGCCUACCGGUCACUCGCUCUCAGCUCCACCUUCGGACGAGUCCGUAGAGCCGAGUGGCCCAUAUCCAGAGCUUGUGGGCUGCCUCAUGUACCUGAUGACUUGCACACGACCUGACCUCGCAUACCCUCUCAGCCUUCUGGCUCGCUACGUGGCUCCCGGCAGGCACCGAAAGGUGCACUGGGAUACUGCGAAGAGGGUGUUGCGAUACUUGUGCAGUACAUCGGGCAUGGGGCUCGUGCUUGGAGGACGGGCUCGAGUUGUCCUCACUGGUCACGCUGACGCCUCCUGGGUUGACGACUUGGCUACGCAGCGGUCGUCACAGGGUUACACCUUCAGCCUUGGCUCCGGUUCUGUCUCUUGGCGGUCUACCCGCUCUUCUUCUGUUGUGAAGCUGAGAUCUACGCUGGAGCCAUGGCUGCACAGGAGCUGCGCUGGCUCACCUACCUGCUGA